Sinocyclocheilus grahami is the source of this 1047-nucleotide messenger RNA. RefSeq lists its product as uncharacterized. NCBI's taxonomy places the organism in Eukaryota, Metazoa, Chordata, Actinopteri, Cypriniformes, Cyprinidae. Bases 158 to 1042 code for a protein of 294 amino acids. The transcript has 3 exons. The record is from RefSeq and is a predicted model, not a curated record.
GUGACGCGCGGCUCGAUCUGACGCAGACGGAGACUCUGGGACUCUGAGAGCGACUGCUGAUGAAGCCGCUGAACACCGGAGCGCUGCGCUGGACACGAGACACACAGCAGGAAGUGUGCUUUGGUGUUUCGGUCACGUUUAACUUCGGCUGGACUUCAUGCCGAGUGACGGAUCUACAAUGUUCACUGGUGCAACUUUCCAAAGUGUUCUGUUGGUGGCGAUCUGUCUCGUAAGCUGGGCCGCCCCACAUGGCCUCGAACGCCCAGGAGACCUUCGUGGAGAAGAUAAAGAGUCGGCAUCAGCUGACAGAUCACUGGAUUCAGGCUCCUCCAGUCUGACGGUCCCCAACACAUCCCUGAGCAUCACCGGUGGAGAACCCAACACCACACCAGCAUCUGCACCGGAUGGAAACGAGGACAGACGGUCCAGGAUGGAUGAGCGGCAGAACACCACGCCUCCGUCCUCUGGAGAUUCUCAUGUCUCUCCGUCUCUGACGACGCCUCCUGCUGGAGAUCUGGAGAGAAGUGACACGCUUCACUGGAACUCAUCUGCGGAGGACAGAGGACCGACUCCUUCAGCUCUUCAGUCAGAUGCGUUCAGCCUCUCGCCGCUCACCGGCGGAGACUCGGCGGCUGGAUUAGCAGCUGAAUCCGGACUGAGCUUCAGCUCCAGACUGCUGGACUCGCCGGAUACCUGGACCGAAGCGGAUCGUCUGCAGGCAGAGGAAGUGAGCGUCUUUCCCUCCUCUCAGGACGUCAGCACAGAGGUCACCAUGUCCUCCGAAGACCUUCCUCUGAUUUUUGAGCCGUUUGAAGACGUCACGGCGCCCGGAGCAUCAUCCGGACCGUCUGUCGCCAUGACGCCAGCGGCCGUAACCAUAGGAGACCCAGAGCUGGAGCGGAUGGUGUCCAUGGUUACGGAUCACAUUUCCUCUGACGGCCGUCUCUCAGGAAUGCUGGAGACGUCUGGAGUGACAGAGCCAAUCACAGAACCCCAUCCGGAAGCAGAGCAUUAUGGGACGACACAACGUGAGAAUAUAUAACAGAG